AUGAGAAGUAAAACCAGCAUGGAUUCCAGCUCCAGUUCUGGUGGAAGCCGCCGCAAAGCAGCCGCUAAGCAGAAGCCGCCGCCUAGACUUGAGCGCCGGAACGCCAAUAAAAACAUCAAUUACGAGUUAUGUCCCUCUUCGCCCUCAUCAUCGACUUCAUCGUACUACUCAUCGGAGGACUCUUCGCUGCGUACUCGGUCGCUUGAAUUGUACAGUGACAAGAAGAGCUUUCGCAUCAACGGGAUUGAUGGUGAAAUUGAAAUUAUCUGCAAUGCGUUGGGGGUUUCUGGAAUAGAUGAUUUGGGGUUAUCACCGGCGGAAUAUGAGAGCAGGAAGGUCCGAUCCUCUUCUGCUCCUCUUAUAUUUAAUCGGAAAAUUAAAUUUGAUACCAGUAAUAUUGAUGAUGGAAUUACUGACGAUGUUGGUAGUAGGAUAAGUGACGCAGUUAUUAGUGAGAAAAAUGAGAGUUUUAGUGGCAACUCUCGAGUCAGAGGUGGCGUCGAAGAAUUAGCAGCGAGGUUAGGAGAUAGUGCAAUGGUAGGUAAUGAAAUUUCGAGUGAAAAUGUAAGUAGUGUAUUGAAUGAAUUUCGUGGAAAUGGUAUUAAGGGUGUGCGGCCACCCGUUCUGUCGCCAGUGCCUGCACUGACAUUGCUGGUGAUAGAAAACACAUGCUCAACUCGGGAGUUGCCCUUCGAAGGUGAAAGAGUUUCUGAGUUCUUGGUUAGUUUGGAGGAAGGUAAAGAUGAGCAGAGGGGUAGGAGGAAUGAGGAGCAAGAGGAAGAUGGAGAGGAGGAUAAUAUGAGAAGUAUAGUUAUGAGAAGGGAGAAUGGCAUGCUAUCAGUGUCGCCUUCCUUUACAACUUCGAACGAUGAUGAUUCUUCAAGUACUAUGACGGAGCCCACAUCUAAUAUUUCACCCAACGGGAGAUUUAGAUGCUUUAUUAUGGAUUGGCAGAAGGGUGAGCUCUUGGGUCGUGGAUCAUUCGGAUCUGUGUAUGAAGGAAUUUCUGACCGUGGAAUCUUUUUUGCUGUCAAGGAAGUUUCUUUGCUUGAUCAAGGGGAGGAGGGAAAGCAAAGUAUCGUCCAACUUGAGCAGGAAAUUGAUCUUCUCAGUCAGUUUAAACAUGAAAAUAUAGUCCAGUAUUAUGGUGCUACAAAGGAUGAAUCAAAUCUUUAUAUCUUUCUCGAGCUUGUUACUAAAGGCUCCCUUUUGAGCCUUUACCAGAAGUAUAACCUUCAAGAUUCCCAGGUCUCUUUUUAUACCAGACAGAUUUUACAUGGUUUGAAAUAUCUGCAUGACAAAGAUGUGGUACACAGAGAUAUCAAGUGCGCAAAUAUAUUGGUGGAUGCAAAUGGAUCAGUCAAACUUGCAGAUUUCGGCCUUGCAAAGGCUACAAAAUUAAAUGAUGUGAAAUCUUGCAAGGGAACUGCGUUCUGGAUGGCUCCUGAGGUUGUUAGGAGCCGGGGAUAUGGGCAUGCAGCAGAUAUAUGGAGCCUUGGGUGCACUGUCCUAGAGAUGCUAACACGGCGUUUUCCUUACUUCAAUCUGGAAUGUAUGCCCGCAUUAUUUAGGAUCGGAAGGGCGAACGCUUCCAUCAUCUUGAGGCUCAGCAUCUCCUCACAAUAUUGGGCUGUGGAUUCAAGAAAUAAGUUUUCAAGCUCUGGUCUUUUAAAUUUUCAAUUUUCUGGGACUCUAUUCUCAAGAUUGCAGAUUGUUGGUGAACAAGAUAUCGGUUUCCAUUCAACAUUUGGAAACUUUUUGGAUUAUUUCAGACUGCACAAGGAAUUGCUUUGA
Fraxinus pennsylvanica is the source of this 1794-nucleotide messenger RNA. NCBI's taxonomy places the organism in Eukaryota, Viridiplantae, Streptophyta, Magnoliopsida, Lamiales, Oleaceae. The record is from the annotation of a GenBank genome assembly.